Camponotus floridanus (Florida carpenter ant) is the source of this 2123-nucleotide messenger RNA. RefSeq names its product hydroxymethylglutaryl-CoA synthase 1 (gene Hmgs). The record is from RefSeq and is a predicted model, not a curated record. Lineage: Eukaryota; Metazoa; Arthropoda; Insecta; Hymenoptera; Formicidae. The coding region runs from base 700 to 2067 and encodes 455 amino acids. Gene Ontology annotation, biological process: acetyl-CoA metabolic process. The transcript has a single exon. Gene Ontology annotation, molecular function: hydroxymethylglutaryl-CoA synthase activity.
GUACACAUCCGUUUCAAUUAUUAGCAAGUUCUCGACGUAACAAGACGCACGGAUUGUCAUGUAAAUUUAACGAAUGAAUCUACCAUCGGCGAACCUUGCCCUUCUUUCGCCCCCUUUCCCUACCACCUCUCUACUCUUCCCCCCCUUGUACGCUUUUGACACAACUGACAAUAAGACGCGGCGCGAGCGCACCGCGCAUGCAUUUCGCUCGCGACAGCUGGGCCGUCGACACUGACACGUGUCGCGUGGACCACGUGACUAGAGACGCGAGCGACGCGCUGGCCGACCGGCCGAUCGACUUAACGGAACGGAGGACUCCAAAGCACGCAAUCGAAAGUCACCCGACGACGGCAGCGGCGAACGACCGGAAUUUUCACCGAGCCCCGAGUUUCACUUCUAACCUGAAUACGACGCGUUUGCGCGCGCGCCUGUGUGUGUCCCCUCGUAUCAACCGACGACUCGGCCAGCUCUGACGAGCUUAGGAGCGUCGAGGAGCCGUAUAUACGUACGUAUGUGCGAUUCGGAACGCAGGAAUUCUGAUUCGCGGACUAGUCGUGGACUUCAAGCCCGACAAUUAAUUCAGAUCUCAGUCCUCUCGAUAGGCGACCGCUCUUUCAGGUGAUUACAUAAACCUCCUCUCGCGAGGGAAACUGACGUUCGAUCGCUCCCGAUAAUCUUCGACUCGAGGGUCCAACCGAGAUGUGGCCGAAGGACGUGGGUAUCCGGGCGCUGGAGGUGUACUUCCCGGCGCAGUACGUGGAGCAGACGGAGCUGGAGGCGCACGACGGCGUUUCCGCGGGCAAGUACACGGUCGGUCUCGGCCAGUCGCGGAUGGGGUUCUGCGACGACCGCGAGGACAUCAAUUCGCUGUGCCUGACGGUGUCGCACCGGCUGCUGGAGCGUCACGGGAUCGAGCCCCGGGACAUCGGUCGACUCGAGGUGGGCACCGAGACUAUCCUCGACAAGAGUAAGUCGGUCAAGUCCGUGCUGAUGCAGCUGUUCGAGCCGCACGGCUGCACCGACGUCGAGGGCGCCGACACCACCAACGCCUGCUACGGCGGCACCGCCGCUCUCUUCAACGCCGUUGCCUGGGUGGAGAGCAGCGCCUGGGACGGCAGGCUCGCCCUGGUCGUCGCGGCCGACAACGCUGUGUACGAGGCGGGCAGCGCCAGGCCUACUGGCGGCGCGGGCGCGAUCGCCAUCCUGGUGGGUCCGGACGCGCCGCUCGUGUUCGACCGAGGCCUCCGCGCGUCCUGCAUGCGGCACGCGUACGACUUCUACAAGCCGAAUCUGCGCUCCGAGUACCCAACCGUGGACGGCAAGCUAUCUAUUAAGUGUUACUUGAGCGCUCUUGACAGCUGUUAUCAGCUGUACUGCGACAAGGUCAGGGAGAGGGAUCCCGUCAGCGAGCCCGUGACGUUGGCCAGCUUCGACGCGUUCCUCUUCCACUCGCCCUACUGCAAGCUCGUGCAGAAGUCCUUCGCCCGGCUGGCCUUCGUCGACUUCCUCAACACGCCCAAGGAUCGGCUCGGCGACCGCUACAAGGACGCGGCGAGCUUCCACGCCAGCAAACUCGAGGACACCUACUUCGACCGGGACGUCGAGAAGGUUUUCGUGCAACUGAGCAAGGUGGACUUUGAGCAAAAGACCCGGCCCAGCUUGUUGUUGGCGAAUCAGGUCGGAAAUAUGUACACCCCGUCGGUCUACUCCGGUUUAGUGUCGUUACUCAUAUCGAAGCCGAUAAGUGAAUUGGCCGGUAACAAGAUCGGCGUGUUCUCCUACGGCUCGGGUCUCUGCUCCAGCAUGUACUCGUUGACGGUGACGAGGGACACGCGGGACGGUUCCGGCCUGUCCAAGAUCAUCACUGCUCUCUCUUACGUCAAGCCGCAAUUGGAGGGACGUCAUCGCGUCUCCCCGGCGGAUUAUACCAGGGUGUUGGCGGCGAGGGAACAUAAUUGUCACAUUGUGCCAUUCACCCCGGAGAGUAGUAUAGACAACAUGUUUCCAGGAACGUAUUACUUGACCCAGGUGGACGAAAAAUACAGGAGAACUUAUAAGAGAGUAUGAAAACGGCCUAUAUGAACUAAAAGGUUUAGGGUUAUUUAUAGUAAAAAAAAUAUAUA